Molecule: messenger RNA, 1002 nt
Organism: Populus trichocarpa (black cottonwood)
Lineage: Eukaryota; Viridiplantae; Streptophyta; Magnoliopsida; Malpighiales; Salicaceae
Exons: 2
Coding region: 138-746 (202 amino acids)
Source: RefSeq, a predicted model, not a curated record
AUUACCUUACAUAACAAACAAGAAAGCAACAAUCCAUCUAUCUAUCUUCCACUACGCUCCUUCCUUCCUUCUCUUAUUAAUAUUAUUAUUCAACAACAACAGCAACAGUAGCUUUAGCAGCAGCAACAGAUUAAGCAAUGGCAUCUUCAAGAUUUUCUCUCCUCUUCCCAUUCUUUGUUUCCUUCCUUCUUUGCAUCAUCUCUCACCCUGUCCUUUGUGACGAUCAGGAGGAUGGCCUUCUUCAAAGCAUUAACAACUAUAGGACAUCCUUGAAUUUGACUGCCCUCACAAAAAAUGAUAAUGCAGAGUGCCUUGCUGGGGAAUUAGCUGACCAGUUUAAGGAUCAACCCUGUACAUAUGCCACGGGCUCCAACACAGUACCAGGCACUGAAACGCAGUUCCCCAAUUACCCAAGCCUUCUAGCCAAAUGCCAUCUGAAUGUAUCCAACACAAGGGAUGGAGCUUUGAUGCCCGCUUGUGUUCCCAACCUGGAUCCGAGUCUUGUGCUAACUAACUUCACGCAGACUCAAUACUCGGGUAGCCUUGAUGAUGCUAAGUUUACGGGAGCUGGGAUAGGUUCUGAUGGUAACUGGAUUGUUGUUGUUCUGACCACAAGCACACCUGAGGGAAGCUUUGUGACUUCUAAGGCAGACAGUUCGGAUUACAAUGCAGCCAAUUUGACAGACAAGAAUAUCGGUCUAAUCUACUUGCUGUUUUUGCUGACGGCUUCUCUCUUCUUGUUGUAAACUAAGUGGAUGGCUACCAUUAGCACGCCUGAAUGCAAUUCGAUUUUACACGGAUACAAACCAGCUGAGGGCAGCUUCUUUUCUUUUAUGCAAAUUUUACCUGCUCCCUUUGAUUUCACUUGGUUCUAACUUGAUUUGUAAUGCUGUCGUUGAGAAAAAUGUUUCAGAGUGGACUGAUUAUUUGUAUCACUGUUUUUUUUCUUAUUCAUACGGAGACAAGAGCUAAAGAAAAGAGAAUAAAACUUGUUGUGUACCA